UAUUGGGAAGUGGCAACACCUAGAAACAGCUGAUUUUGUAUAUAAUUACAAAUUUAUCUUCCGAAAUGGUGCGAGUAGGCCUACAGAUUUCCGCUACGCUGGAAAAUGUUGACCGGCUUGAGACAAGCCAUCCGGACUAUCCCUUCUUCGUGAAGCUAGUUUGCAGCAACUGCGGAGAGCAGUCGGACAAGUGGCACGACAUUACAGAAGCGGAGCGGGUGCAACAGGACACGCGCAAUGCAGCCGGCUUCAAUUUUUAUAUGAAAUGCAAGAUGUGUAGCCGGGAAAACAGCAUUGACAUUGUGGAAAAGACCAACGCGGCCUACACUGCGGAUGAUGCUGGAUCUUUCAAGACGAUUGUUAUCUUUGAUUGCCGAGGAGUGGAACCAGUCGAGUUCUCUCCUCGAGCCGGCUGGCGGGUUUCCAGCUCUGAAAAUGGGCAGACCUUCGAGGACGUAGAUCUAUCUGAGGAUGAUUGGGUGGAAUACGACCAAAAAAACAAUAACUCCGUCGGAAUUUAUGAGUUUGCAUCAAAGUUUAUUAAGCUAAAGAAGUGAUUU
This is a messenger RNA of Drosophila bipectinata, 560 nucleotides long. RefSeq names its product UPF0587 protein GA18326. Lineage: Eukaryota; Metazoa; Arthropoda; Insecta; Diptera; Drosophilidae. Gene Ontology annotation, molecular function: zinc ion binding. The record is from RefSeq and is a predicted model, not a curated record.